Molecule: messenger RNA, 877 nt
Organism: Neurospora hispaniola
Lineage: Eukaryota; Fungi; Ascomycota; Sordariomycetes; Sordariales; Sordariaceae
Product: DASH complex subunit Hsk3 like-domain-containing protein
Exons: 3
Coding region: 220-654 (144 amino acids)
Biological process (GO): attachment of spindle microtubules to kinetochore
Cellular component (GO): DASH complex
Molecular function (GO): microtubule plus-end binding
Source: RefSeq, a predicted model, not a curated record
CAAUAAUCCCAAACCUCCACACCAAGAGGAAACAAACGCCCAAACAAAAACAAAACAAAAUUCAAACACUCACAAGACACUCGGCAAGCACUGCACCAACAAGACGUCUAACCACUCCAGACCACUGGAAACCGGUAACCCUCACACGGAAAUCCACUCGCACCUACGCGAUUGAGCGAACAAACACCCACCCACUCACCACUCAAAGAGACAUAAGCAAUGGCUAGCCACCGCAACACCAUUUUCGGCACGCAAAUCAGUAGCGGAGCUGGUGCUGGUGCCGGGCACGGUGGUGGUGGUGGUAAUGGCUACGGCGGAGGACGACAGUCCAUGCAUGCCCCCGGCGCUUCUUCGUUGUCGACUUCUUCUGGACAGAAUGGCGCGGCGGUUAAGGCUAGGCAGAUUUCCCAACUCCACGCUCAAUUAACGCAACUAUCCAAUAACCUCGCCGACACCGAGAACCUCUUGCGCAUGACCAGCGUGCAGGCAGAGUGCAUGAGGGGGCUGGGGAGUUGGCAUGGUGGAUUGUUCAUGGCAGCAAGUAAAGUCCUAGGAGAAGAAAGUGUCCAGAGUGUGCAGGCUCAGCAGGUGGUUGAGCAGCAGCAGGGUGGUGGUCAAGGUGGUCAAGGUGGGCAGGGUGGGCAACAGAGGUGAGGGUGUGUUGGAAAAUGGGGAUGAGGUUGCGGUUGGGUUGUGGACUAUGGAAACAUUCAGUUUGAACAAGCGGGAGCAAGGAGGAACAGGAGGUCAAAGCAAUCACGAUGAUACGGGACACAGAGUCACGCGAAACAGAGCAACGAAUUAUACCAUGCCAUGUAUGUACAUGAAAGAUUAGUUGUUGGAGGUUGUAGAUAUGUGUGAAAGGUCGGCUUCCUGA